Messenger RNA from Parnassius mnemosyne (clouded apollo), 960 nucleotides. The record is from the annotation of a GenBank genome assembly. NCBI's taxonomy places the organism in Eukaryota, Metazoa, Arthropoda, Insecta, Lepidoptera, Papilionidae.
AUGAAUAUCUGUGAAUCAUGUUCAAAAGAGUUCAACGAUGGAGCGCAAUGCUACGUUUGUAAAAAGCGCUACGACUUUGGUUGUGCUGGUAUAACGGAGCGAGGUUUUCGGAACCUAGGAGCAGAUCGAAGAGCUCAAUGGAAAUGCCUUCAAUGCAAAAUGGUUUCCUUCAGCCCCUCCCGUUCAAGUUCCGAGGUCACUCCUGGUGGCGAUACUGGUGGGGAGUCGGCGACCUUGGAUGUUAUUCUUAAGGAGAUUCGCGAGAUGAAGAAGCUGGUUACUACAGUUCCAAGUCUUAUCGAGGACAUCAAAUCUAUUAAAGUUGAAUUAAACCAUCUGAAAGAGUCUUGUGAGUACAACAAUAGUUCACUUAAAUCUUUUCAAGAUCAAGUCUCCAGUUUGGAACGUGGUGUAUCUCAGAUAGAAAAGAUUCAAAAUUCUCUCGCUGUAGCCAACAAGGAGAUAUCAAAUCUUAAAAGUGUUAUUGAGACAAAGGAACAAUGGUCACGGCUUAGUAAUGUUGAGGUAAAGGGCAUCCCUCUAAAGCCCAAUGAAAACUUAUUUGAAAUCGCGGAGUCUAUGGGUAAAGCAGUUGGGUAUGAAUUCCAUAUAUCUCAAAUCAAUUACAUAUUCCGAGUACCAAUGUUUAAUACCAAAGAGAAGGCCAUCAUUAUUAAUUUCAUAAAUCGUUAUGUCAAAGAAGAAUUAGUAGCGGCAGCGCGCGCGUGCAAAACUCUAGAGGCGAAGGAUGUUGGAUUUGGAGGCAAUCGUCAGCGCGUCUUCGUAAAUGAUCAUUUGACUCCAGAGCACAAAAAACUUCUUACCAAAACAAGGACCUUAGCAAAAGACCGAGGUUAUUCUUAUAUCUGGGUCAAAUACGGAAAAAUUCAUAUACGUAAAAAUGAUACUUCGCCGGUUUUAAUUAUUGCAAAAGAGGCUGAUUUAAACAAAAUAGCUUAA